Ipomoea nil (Japanese morning glory) is the source of this 2902-nucleotide messenger RNA. RefSeq names its product nucleolin-like. The transcript is spliced from 9 exons. Gene Ontology annotation, cellular component: nucleus. Gene Ontology annotation, molecular function: mRNA binding. Lineage: Eukaryota; Viridiplantae; Streptophyta; Magnoliopsida; Solanales; Convolvulaceae. The record is from RefSeq and is a predicted model, not a curated record. Bases 1280 to 2746 code for a protein of 488 amino acids.
UUAUAUUAUCCCCUUUAGAAGUGAAAACAGAAGAAAUAGACCGAACCUCAAGUUUAAGUGGAGAAAUUUUGUAUGACGAAAAUAACCUUCAAGCUAUUGGCAAAACAACAAAUCCGGACAGGGAAAGUUGGGAGUAAUUCGUCAUAGUGCACUUUCACCACUAAAAAUCCCCUAAAUCAUCAUCAGGAACCCUAAUUGCCACCAUUGCAGGGACAAGGUCACAAGGUGAUCAUCAGUUCACUCGCCGCUCAUUCCAGUCUGGGAUUUUGCAGAUAUUGGAAAUAAAUUGGGAUUAUAAAAUUGGGAAUUCUUGAGGACACAACUAUGUAUGUGUAUCUUGCACCUGUGAGUUCAUUAUAAAUUAAGAGUACUGCAGCAAACAAGUGAUGGUUGCAUUUUGCUGCUUUAUGUGCUUCAUUCUUGAAACAAUUGUUUCAUUUGCUUAGAUUAAUUUUACCUUCUUUACUUUAUCUUAUUGAUUUUAAACUCAGUGGUAAUAUAUUCAUAUCUUUUGUUUAUGAAAGCAUUUGCUCACAUGCUUCUUGCUGUCAAAGUUCCAUUACUUAUCUAGGGCUAGAAAAUGUCUAAUAUGAAAAAUGGUUUUGUAAAAUGCGUUAGGGUGGCUCUUUAAUCAGUACAUUCACAGAAUGUGCAUUAAUUUACUGCAGGAAGGUCAUUUAUUUCAAACUGGAUUGAAUUAUAAUGGGUCGGGCCAUAGGGUAGUUUCUUGAUGACCAAGCCCAACUUGCUAUCUACUCACUUCUGUGGAUAAUCUAUAAUAUUUUCAUGUGUGCUUAACGAUUACCUCCUUCAAAUUUCAUCUCCUGUGUCUCCAUCACUCAUUAAUUUAUGUUUUCUCUUCUUUUUUUUUUUUUUUUUUUUGUAUUUUUUUUUUUUUGUGUGAAUGCAUUGGUCUAAUUGUCAUUUAGACCAUCCUUACAGCAAUCCCUACAUUUCUUGAAAUUCAUUGCUUCAUUUUUUUUUUUUUCAAACUUGUUGGACAAUACCAUCCUCUUGUAAUCAUUCAGCAUUCUCUCUUGCCUGCCUUUGUUUGUAUUGGCACUGUAGUUGGCCAGCCUUUUACUUUGAUUGAUCACAUGAAUCUUCUUGGGCCUUAUCUCAUGGAUCAAAGUCAAUUGAGAUUCUUACACUGGCAAUCCUCUUGUCCUUUAUUUUGGUUUCCACCUUUCCACAAUUUUCUUCUUUCUUUUGCAAAUGCUUCUUGCUUCAGUGCUUCCAUCAGAGUUGCAGCGCCAUCUUGUCUUACUAGAUUUUUAAGAUGCCGAUGAAAAGAACUAGUGCCACAGCUUCUAAAUUGAGUGAACCUGAGAAGCCUGUUGAGACUGAAGAGCAGGUUGAGCUUGAUGAAGACAAUGAAGAAGAGGAAGAGAUUGAAUAUGAAGAAGUAGAAGAAGAAGUGGAAGAGGAAGUAGAAGAGGUAGAGGAGGAGGUGGAAGAAGAGGAAGAGGGAAGUGAUGUUGGUGAAGAAAAGGGCUCUGAUGAUGAGGGACCGGAAGUUGAUCCUGAAGAGGAAGAUGAUGAGCAGAAAAGACGUACUGAGCUUCUUGCGCUGCCUCCUCAUGGAUCAGAGGUGUAUAUAGGUGGUAUUACUCGGGAUGUUUCAGAAGGUGAUGUGAGGCAAUUUUGUGAGUCAAUAGGAAAAAUUACAGAGUUGAGAAUGAUGAAGGGAAAAGAAGCAAAUCAGAACAAGGGGUAUGCUUUUGUCACUUUCAGAACGAAGGAACUAGCUUCUACCGCCAUUAAGGAGCUUAAUAAUACUGAACUAAAGGGAAGAAAGGUAAAGUGUUCUCCAGCUCAAGCAAAGCAUCGAUUAUUCAUUGGUAAUGUUCCUAGAAACUGGGGGGAGGAAGAGAUGAAGAAGGUGGUAAACAAGGUUGGGCCUGGAGUUAUUAAAGUAGAAUUGUUGAAGGAUCAACAGAAUUCGAGCCGAAACCGUGGAUUUGCAUUCAUUGAGUACUACAAUAAUGCGUGUGCUGAGUAUUCAAGACAGAAGAUGUCAAAUCCAAAUUUUAAGCUUGAUGAUAGUUCUCCAACUGUUAGCUGGGCUGACCCAAGGAAUGCAGAUUCUUCUACUUCUUCUCAGGUUAAAGCAGUAUAUGUAAAGAACUUGCCCAAAAAUGUUACCCAGGAUGAGCUGAAAGAGUUAUUUGAACGUCAUGGAAAGAUUACCAAAGUCGUUCUACCUCCUGCUAAACCAGGACAGGAAAACAGCAGAUAUGGUUUUGUUCACUUUGCUGAAAGGUCAAGUGCAAUGAAGGCUUUGAAGAAUACAGAGAGAUAUGAGAUAGAUGGUAAAGUUCUGGAUUGCUCACUUGCAAAGCCACAGGCAGAUCAAAAAUCUUCUGGUGGAUCAAAUUUACAGAAAGGAAACACAUUUCCGAUCUAUCCACCUCGUCUUGGAUAUGGCAUGGUUGGAGCAGCAUAUUCUGGUGUAGGUGCAGGAAUUGGCCAUCCACUAGCUUAUGGAAGGGGAGCUACACCAGCCGGUAUGGCAAUGAUGCCAUUGCUUUUACCUGAUGGAAGGAUCGGAUAUGUCUUGCAACAGCCAGGAGUCAUACCCACACUACCAACAGCUCCUCAAGGCGGUCAUGGUGGCGGUGGCCAGUUUUCGGGUGGAGGAAGGCGUGGCAACAACAGUGGGCGUGGUGGUGGGGGUGGCGGUGGCGGUGGCGGUGGCCAUAGCAGUGACAUUGGACGUGGGCGUAGUCGAUAUAACCCCUACUAAAUCACCAGCAAGUUGGUGGUGCAAUUCUUAUUCCCCCUAGGAUAUAUAUGCAUUGUCUUAUUGUUGUUGUUAGUAAUCUAACGCAACCUUAAAUCCUACAUUUCUUGAAUAGAGGUUUCUUUCUCAUAAGAAAAACUUUUGGUUUGACGCUGCUUU